This is a messenger RNA of Caenorhabditis briggsae, 411 nucleotides long. The record is from RefSeq and is a predicted model, not a curated record. Bases 1 to 411 code for a protein of 136 amino acids. NCBI's taxonomy places the organism in Eukaryota, Metazoa, Nematoda, Chromadorea, Rhabditida, Rhabditidae. The transcript has a single exon.
AUGGAAAAUCAACUGACAUUGUCUAACGCAAUUGGUGAUCCAAGGGGAAGUAAUACAUCUGCAAUACAAGAGGAGCACCAUGCGGAGUUUACACCAUCAGACGACAAUGCGACAUUUAAACCAGGGAUCAUAAUGAACCAUAUUCAAGAUGGACCGAACAAUGACUUCGUCUACCAGUCAUUUGUGGAUAACAACGAAACAUCAGAAAUGGAUUAUGGUAUCAUUGCUGCCGAAAUCAGAAACAACAAUCAAGAAGACACCGACCUUCAAUUGGAAACUACUUCAAUCGAUGACGACGUACAUUACGAUUCUGAGGACAACCAAAUCAACAGGAUCUACGAUUCACCCAUGAUAUCCGAGGAAGGAUCUUUCGCGAUUGUGACAACUGAGGAUCAGCUUGACAUAAGAUAA